AAAAAAACCUUCAAAUGAUAACAAGAUUUAUUUUUCUGUCCUCCAGAUCUCUGUGCUGACUGUGGCCGACACAGUCAGGACAUGCUCACUCGACCAGUGCUAUAAGACGUUCCUGUCUCCAGCCACCAGUGAGACAAAAAGGAAAAUGUCCACCUUCGUCAGCAAUGUCAAGUCUUUGGACAGUCCUACCCAGCAUGCAGUGGGAUUUCAAAAGGCAUUUCAGCUGAUUCGAAGCACAAACAAUAACACGAAGUUCCAAGCGAAUACAGACAUGGUCAUAAUUUACCUGUCAGCUGGCAUCACAUCAAAGGACUCUUCAGAGGAAGAUAAAAAGGCGACUCUCCGCGUCAUCAAUGAAGAAAAUAGCUUUCUAAACAACUCUGUAAUGAUUCUCACCUAUGCCCUCAUGAAUGAUGGGGUGACUGGUUUGAAAGAGUUAGCCUUUCUGAGAGAUCUGGCAGAGCAGAACUCUGGGAAGUAUGGCGUGCUGGACCGGACAGCCUUGCCUGUGAUUAAAGGGAGCAUGAUGGUGCUGAACCAGCUGAGUAACCUAGAGACCACGGUCGGCAGGUUCUAUACCAACCUUCCCAACCGGAUGAUCGAUGAAGCUGUCUUCAGCCUCCCCUUCUCUGAUGAGAUGGGAGAUGGUUUGAUAAUGACUGUGAGUAAACCCUGUUACUUUGGAAACCUACUUCUGGGAAUUGUAGGUGUGGAUGUGAACCUGGCUUACAUCCUUGAAGACGUGACAUAUUACCAAGAUUCUUUGGCGUCCUAUACUUUUCUCAUAGAUGACAAAGGGUAUACACUUAUGCACCCAUCUCUCACCAGGCCGUAUUUACUCUCAGAACCCCCACUUCAUACUGACAUCAUUCAUUACGAAAAUAUCCCAAAAUUUGAGCUGGUUCGGCAGAAUAUCCUAAGCCUCCCUCUGGGCAGCCAGAUAAUCGCCGUCCCUGUGAACUCAUCCCUGUCCUGGCACAUAAACAAGCUGCGAGCCACUGGAAAGGAGGCCUACAAUGUCAGCUAUGCCUGGAAGAUGGUACAAGACACUUCGUUUAUUCUCUGUAUUGUGGUGAUACAACCGGAAAUACCCGUCAAACAACUGAAGAACCUCAACACUGUCCCCAGCAGCAAGCUGCUCUACCACCGGCUGGACCUCCUGGGCCAGCCUAGCGCCUGCCUUCACUUCAAACAGCUGGCGACUCUAGAAAGUCCAACCGUCAUGCUGUCUGCUGGCAGCUUCUCCUCCCCAUACGAGCACCUCAGCCAGCCAGAGACAAAGCGAAUGGUGGAACACUACACGGCCUAUCUCAGUGACAACACCCGCCUCAUUGCUAACCCAGGGCUCAAAUUCUCUGUCAGGAAUGAAGUAAUGGCCACCAGCCACGUCACAGAUGAAUGGAUGACACAAAUGGAAAUGAGUAGCCUGAACACGUACAUUGUCCGCCGUUACAUAGCAACGCCCAAUGGCGUCCUCAGAAUUUAUCCUGGUUCCCUCAUGGACAAAGCAUUUGAUCCCACUAGGAGACAAUGGUAUCUCCAUGCAGUGGCUAACCCAGGUUUGAUUUCUCUGACUGGCCCUUAUUUGGACGUUGGAGGAGCUGGUUAUGUAGUAACCAUCAGUCACACAGUCCAUUCAUCCAGUACCCAGCUGUCUUCCGGGCAUACUGUGGCUGUGAUGGGGAUUGACUUCACCCUUAGAUACUUCUACAAGGUUCUGAUGGACUUACUACCAGUUUGUAACCAAGAUGGUGGCAACAAAAUAAGGUGCUUCAUAAUGGAGGACCGGGGUUAUCUGGUGGCACAUCCAACCCUCAUUGACCCCAAAGGACACGCCCCUGUGGAACAGCAGCAUAUUACCCACAAGGAGCCCUUGGUAGCAAACGAUAUCCUAAACCACCCCAACUUUGUGAAGAAAAACCUGUGCAACAGCUUCAGUGACCGAACAGUCCAAAGGUUUUAUAAAUUCAACACUAGCCUCGUGGGAGAUUUGACGAACCUUGUGCAUGGCAGCCACUGUUCUAAGUACAGACUGGCGAGGAUCCCGGGAACCAAUGCGUUUGUUGGCAUUGUCAACGAGACAUGCGACUCUCUUGCCUUCUGUGCCUGUAGCAUGGUGGAUCGGCUGUGUCUCAACUGUCACCGAAUGGAACAAAAUGAAUGUGAAUGUCCCUGUGAGUGCCCUCUAGAGGUCAAUGAGUGCACUGGCAACCUCACCAAUGCAGAGAACCGAAACCCGAGCUGCGAGGUCCACCAGGAGCCAGUAACAUACACUGCUAUUGACCCUGGCCUCCAGGAUGCCCUUCACCAGUGUGUCAACAGCAGAUGCAGUCAGAGGAUGGAAAGUGGGGACUGCUUUGGUGUGCUAGACUGUGAAUGGUGCAUGGUGGACAGCGAUGGAAAGACUCACCUGGACAAAUCGUACUGCGCACCCCAGAAGGAAUGCUUCGGGGGGAUCGUGGGAGCCAAAAGUCCUUAUGUGGAUGACCUGGGAGCAAUAGGUGACGAGGUGGUCACGUUGAACAUGAUUAAAAGUGCCCCCGUGGGCCCCGUGGCUGGAGGCAUCAUGGGGUGCAUCAUGGUGCUGGUCCUCGCCGUGUAUGCCUACCGCCAUCAGAUCCAUCGCCGGAGUCACCAGCACAUGUCUCCUCUUGCUGCCCAAGAAAUGUCAGUGCGUAUGUCCAACCUGGAGAAUGACAGAGAUGAAAGGGACGACGACAGCCAUGAGGACAGAGGCAUCAUCAGCAAUACUCGGUUCAUAGCUGCAGUCAUCGAACGACACGCACACAGUCCAGAGAGGAGGCGUCGCUACUGGGGCCGAUCGGGAACAGAAAGCGAUCAUGGUUACAGCACCAUGAGCCCGCAGGAAGAUAGUGAGAACCCCCCGUGCAACAAUGACCCCUUGUCAGCUGGGGUGGAUGUGGGAAGCCACGACGAGGACUUGGAUCUGGACGCCCCUCCCCAGACUGCCGCCCUACUAAGUCACAAAUUCCACCACUACCGCUCCCACCACCCCACGCCACACCACAGCCACCACUUGCAGGCGGCCGUGACAGUACACACCGUCGAUGCGGAGUGCUAACACUCCCCUGACCUCCAUUAGACGGGAUCUGGGAGGUACAGAAUGUUCUGGAGGGAAGAAGAGCCAGCAUCACAUAAUCCCCAGCAAGAGACCCCUGGUGUUUGUGCUUUGCCCAGAGUGGUUUAACGCACCUGCUGCCUGUGAAUGUGUUUCAAAUUGAGGAACCGCAACAAAAUCACGUUUGUGAAAGUGCAAGGCUGGUUCUGAAAUGGAGGGGAAGUAAGCCUGAUUAAUGAACCUGCCAUAAUACCAAUGGGAUGGAGCAGAAGGCAGACCUCCAGACAGAGAGACGAGACCUAUAAAUGAAACAUUGGGAACCUUCGUUAAGCUGAGCCAGAGGAAUGUUCCAAGGAGACAGAAACAUUCGGCUCUCCUUAACUGGAAGAGAGAGAAGUGUGCCCAGCCGGAGACUGGGAAUGUGGCACAUCCAGAUAAAAAUGUGUGCUUUUGGAAGAUCUCGCUUUGUUUCUUAGCGGUACCUAGAUACCACAGUUGCUGUAUGGAACUCCUGUUAAGCUCUAAAUGAUGCAUCUCAAAAUUUCUAAGUAAAGGAUUAUUUUUCUACUAUUUAUUGAACUUUCAAACAUUCUCAAACUUUGGGGGAAAGAAAAGGAAACACAUGAGAGAUUUUCAGCAAUUAUCCCUAGCUGUUUUGUGUGUGACAGAGUGGUUCUUUGACUAAGGAGUUCUGUUAUUUACCUGAUACUCUCCCACUGCCCCACUCUACAGAAUGAGAAAAUGAAGAAAUCUUUCUCUCUGGCUUGUUUACAUACGUUUUCUUUAGAACAUCACCUUAUGGAAACACAUCUUUUUUUGUAAUGCAGUAUUCUUUAUGUUUGACAGAGGCAGGGAAGACAGAGGAAUCCAAAAUGUUUUUAAAGAAAUUUUCGGUCUCUUUUUCACUCAUUUCCACUCCCCGUACAACGCUUUUCUAGAUAUCUUACAACACCUAAUAUUACAACCCAGGCCUUUCAGCUAAGGGAGGGAUGGAUUUCUUCUCCUUGUGUUAGAGACUAUAAAUUUUUAAAUGUCCCGUUUUGAUUCUGAGAAUAUUGAGUACAUAAAGGAAGAUGUUUUUAAAAUUCAAAAUCGAUUCUUAAAGAUUUCUUUUGAUGUCCGAGUUCAAAGCUGCUGUCAGUUAUCCACGAAGUUACUCACCAAACCGCUUUGUGACGCAUACAGAGAUUAAUCAGAUCUGGCUAAUAGAACAUGGGGCAUUGUAAUUUUAAAGUAGUGUUCUAAUUACAGUGAUGUAUUUUAGAUUCACAUCUUGUGAUUCAAAUAUGUUAUAAAGACAUUCUUGCACCGUGUGUGUGGUAAAUCUCCGUUUAUAUGUAGUUGGAAAAAAUUCACUGAAUAAUGUUUUAACGAUAGGGUAUUACGAUAUAAUGUAAAAAAAUUGGUUCUUCAGCAGUACAGAAAGUAAACUGUAUGCGUGCUAUCAGGAAACCCCUUCAUACUGUGUAUAAAUUUGCAGUCUAGUGAAAUAAACUAUGAACGGACA
This is a messenger RNA of Suricata suricatta (meerkat), 4586 nucleotides long. RefSeq names its product cache domain containing 1 (gene CACHD1). Bases 146 to 3082 code for a protein of 978 amino acids. Gene Ontology annotation, cellular component: voltage-gated calcium channel complex. The record is from RefSeq and is a predicted model, not a curated record. Gene Ontology annotation, molecular function: voltage-gated calcium channel activity. Lineage: Eukaryota; Metazoa; Chordata; Mammalia; Carnivora; Herpestidae. The transcript is spliced from 21 exons.